ACAGCAGAAUAAGAUCUGAGUGGAGUGAGUAGUCGUGAGCUCAUUUCAGCACAUUUGUGAUUCAUCUGCUGUGGUUUGUGAUGUCAUAAUCAUGAAUGCUCCUCGACAUCUUUUGCGGAUCCAAUGUAUUGGGUGCGUUGCACGUUUUUUGGGGAAACCUGUGAAGCGAUUGGUUCUACCUGCUGGAGCACAUCUGCAAACCCCUGGAUCACAGCACAACUACGGCCAGCUUCUGAGGCCAUUCCACCACAGCGCAGUGUGCUCCACGAGUCGUCCAAGUCAGACACAGCUUGAAAUCACAGCUGAUGAUGAGAUGCUUAAUAAAGACAAAAGUUUAGUCACACAUGAUGAUUUAUUUGAUCGAGCUGCUAGAGACUCAAAGACCAAGGCUGAUUUUAACAGGGUUGUGGAUGUUUUCAGCAAGAAGGACAUUCGACGAAGAGGCCAUGUGGAGUUUAUUUAUGCUGCUCUGAAGAAGAUGCCAGAAUUUGGAGUAGAACAAGACAUUACGGUGUACAACAAACUCCUGGAUGUGUUUCCAAAAGAGGUGUUUGUUCCACGUAACUUCAUUCAGAGGAUGUUUAACCACUACCCACGGCAGCAAGAGUGUGGAGUACAGCUGCUGGAGCAGAUGGAGAACUAUGGUCUCAUGCCGAAUGUAGAGACCAAGGUAUUGCUGGCUCAGAUAUUUGGGGAAAAGAGUCAUCCGAUGAGGAAGUACCAGCGUAUCAUGUACUGGUUUCCCAAAUUCAAGCACGCAAACCCCUUCCCCGUCCCACAUGUGCUCCCCAGUGACCCAGUAGAGCUCGCUCGAUUCAGUCUUACCCGGAUUGCAGAUGACCUGGAUGCUAAAAUAACAAUCUAUCUGUAUCCAUCAACAGACAUCACUGAGACCGGUGAAGAAGUUAUGCAUCCCCAUAUUGUAGGUAUUCAAAGUCCAGAUCAGCGCUCUCUUCUGGCCAAACACAAUCCCCGCAGGCCUGUGUCUGUCGAAGGCCCGUUUCCACUGUGGCUCAGAAAGACUUGUGUUCAUUAUUACCUACUCAGGGCAGACCCUAUCCCGCCUGAGGAAAAGGUUGAGGAAGAGUUUGACCCUGAGAUGAUUGGUCCAGAGCAGAGUCUCUUCUACCCUCAGCGAGUGGAGCUCGACCUGGAAAGAGACAUGGGUGAUGAUUUCAGUUUUAUUGUGGAUGAUGUGGAAGAGGGGCCGGUUUACGCCAUGUGUAUGACCGGUCAAGGAGACCAGGCGACUCUGUCUCAGUGGAUUUCUGGUCUACAGGAGACCUGUCCCAUUUUAGGCCAGAUCCCUACAGUGUUCCGUCUGGAUUCUGGACCCAGAGAACUGCAAACCUCGUCGGGUGCUCAGCAAACCCCUGAGCAGGAGGUUGAAACAGAACAAAUUAUUGAGGAGGAGCUGCUACUCUCACAAAGAGUGAAACAGUGAGAGCCAUGCCAAUAGAUGUGCGUCUAAAGACGACGAAUUGUGUUUUACAUCAAUCUAACAUGAUGAACCUUAUAUUUAAUUUAGUUACCAGAUAAUGAUUUAUGUCUUGUCUAUUACACACUAUAUUUGAGUUGAGGUCUGUCUACAGUAUGCAGAGAUGCUCUAUGAUAUGAAUAUGCCAUAAAUGGAUUUGGCAGUGCAAUAAAACAUACAUUCAUCCAA
Messenger RNA from Carassius carassius (crucian carp), 1666 nucleotides. It is a transcript of the gene ecsit, whose product is annotated as ECSIT signaling integrator. The transcript has 8 exons. Bases 92 to 1444 code for a protein of 450 amino acids. The record is from RefSeq and is a predicted model, not a curated record. Gene Ontology annotation, cellular component: mitochondrion. NCBI's taxonomy places the organism in Eukaryota, Metazoa, Chordata, Actinopteri, Cypriniformes, Cyprinidae.